AUGAAGGUCCUAUUCUUCACUGUGCAUCUUCUGGCGCUAAUGGUGUGUUUCUCGACUGCUGACUCGGACUGGGAAAAAUGGUCUUAUGAAAAGCAAAACGAAAGACAGUUUGAGCUGACACAACAGCCACUCCGACAGCUCCCUGUCCAAUUCGGCUACACCUCAUAUACACAUCAACCAUAUGUGCCAGUCCCUUAUCCACCAAAGGCAUAUGUACAUCAUCAUCCAUAUUUCUCUAGAGUAGUGUGGCAGAAACCAUAUGCCUCCUACAUGCCACUGCUGCCCAAAAUCUAUCCUUGGGUUGUCGUUCCUAAAAAUCUACACCCGGUACUCUCUUUGACUCCCCCCAAACCUGUCCACGUCCCAACAACAAGUCCUAGCGACAGCCCCACAACUCCCAUAGAGACCACAACUGUUCCCAUCACUAACACCAUAGCCACUACAGUCACUCCAGAUGCCUCCUCCAAGUUUGUAACCACAGAGUAUAGCACAACUGCUACACUUCCAACUUCCUCAACCCCUGAAUGGAAGGUGUAA
Molecule: messenger RNA, 537 nt
Organism: Dromiciops gliroides (monito del monte)
Lineage: Eukaryota; Metazoa; Chordata; Mammalia; Microbiotheria; Microbiotheriidae
Gene: CSN3
Product: casein kappa
Exons: 3
Coding region: 1-537 (178 amino acids)
Biological process (GO): protein stabilization; lactation
Cellular component (GO): extracellular region
Source: RefSeq, a predicted model, not a curated record